GCGUCGGGCGCUCAUAGCGCCAGCCAACGGGGAGAGGGAACGUAGCGUAGCAGAUGAGAAACAGUGCCAGCUUCAGCCCCAAUGAAGCAGUCAAACGAAAGCAGUCAAUACCGUUUGCGACAUAGGAGACGGAUCGAUUGCGCAACAUAAUACAGAAGAUUGCUUUAGUGCGAGUCAGCAAAUAGAAAAAACAAACCUAUACCAAUAGGAGGAAGUUAGUUAGCCGACUGGCUAGCUUAUUAGCAAAGUAGCGGACAUAAAACGAAUCCCGAGAGGACAAUUUCAUCCACCGCCUGCUGAUCGUCACUACUGCUGAUCUGAGCAAGAUCGGGUUUCCCCUUCGAGUGCGAAGGGGUAUACUAUGGAAACUGCCUUCUAUCAUGAUGAUGUGUUGAAUACUACUGGCGGAAUCACGAGUGUACUCUCUUACUACAACAUGAUGAAGAAAGACAUGAACCUAAACCUGAGUGACCCUAACUCCGGCCUGAAGUCACCUCUUCGGGAAGCCGAUGGCAUCCUCAGCUCCACGGACCUCGGGCUCCUGAAACUGGCGUCCCCUGAGCUGGAGCGACUUAUCAUUCAGUCAAACGGCAUGGUCACGACCACACCGACCUCUCAGUUUCUGUUCCAGAAGUCCUUGAGUGACGAGCAGGAGUUCGCCGAGGGCUUCGUCAGGGCUCUGGAGGACCUGCAUAAACAGAACCAGCUGAAUGCGGGAGUGAGUGUGCCAACGAGCAGCCUUGGACUGACCAGCAACACCGCCUCCGUCACCAUCCAUCAACCCGAUCUACCCGUUUACACGAACCUGAACAGUUACGGUAACGCUCCGCUGGGGACCACCGUCAAUUACUCCACGGACACUGUCCCUUUUCCACCACCAGCGCCGCCGUCGCAUCAGCCGCACGCCCAUGCACAGCUACCGUCCUUGAAGGACGAGCCGCAGAUUGUGCCGGACGUGCAGAGCUUUGGGGACAGUCCGCCUCUGUCGCCCAUCAACAUGGACACGCAGGAGCGCAUAAAGGCGGAGAGGAAAAAGCUCCGCAACAGGAUUGCCGCAUCCAAGUGCAGAAAGCGGAAAUUGGAAAGAAUUUCCCGACUGGAAGAUAAAGUGAAAAGCCUGAAAACGCAGAACACUGACCUGGCAUCCACGGCCAGUCUCCUUAGGGAGCAAGUGGCCCAGCUGAAACAGAAGGUCUUGAAUCACGUUAACAGUGGGUGCCAGUUACUUCCGAACCAGAUACAGGCGUAUUAGGAGGGGAGGCGACGGCUUUCGGUCCAUAUAAGCUUUCAGACGUUUUACUGGUUGACUCCUUGCCGUGGACUAUGACUUUUGAAGACACUAUGGAGUCACGCAGUUGUAUGUUAACGAGGAUAUGUUUACAAAUUGUUUUAUAUCUGUAAAAAACUCACGUUCAUUCUCAGAAUUAAGCAAGAGCAAGUCAUCUUUUUAACAUUGUCAUCAGCCUUACUGAAUUACUAAACUAACGGGAUUGGGGGGGAGGGGUGGGGGGUGCAUGUUUGAGACAAACUCGAUGAAUACUGUCAAACUGCAGGGUUAUCAUUGAGUGCAUGCCGUUAUUGUUUAUUAUGCCUUAAAUGUUUACAAGCACUUAUGAACAGAUGACAAAUGUAUAUUUUAUAUAUAAAAUGACCUGCGGUGUCUUAUUUUAAUAUUUUAACUUUAAAUGUGAAGCUGUUGUGUGUUUGUUACAAGCUUUUAUUUGCUAAGUUUAUUCAUGUGCUGUGUGUUGUCCUUCACAUUCCUGGUCUACAUUUCUACUUGGUUAUCGUGUCCUAAAGUGUUCUCAAAUAAAAUUUGCUAAAUAAUUUCA
This is a messenger RNA of Conger conger (European conger), 1832 nucleotides long. Its product is annotated as transcription factor JunD-like. The transcript has a single exon. Lineage: Eukaryota; Metazoa; Chordata; Actinopteri; Anguilliformes; Congridae. Gene Ontology annotation, biological process: regulation of cell population proliferation; regulation of cell cycle; regulation of transcription by RNA polymerase II. Gene Ontology annotation, cellular component: transcription regulator complex. The record is from RefSeq and is a predicted model, not a curated record. The coding region runs from base 362 to 1252 and encodes 296 amino acids. Gene Ontology annotation, molecular function: RNA polymerase II cis-regulatory region sequence-specific DNA binding; transcription factor binding; DNA-binding transcription factor activity, RNA polymerase II-specific.